Messenger RNA from Dioscorea cayenensis subsp. rotundata (Guinea yam), 988 nucleotides. RefSeq lists its product as uncharacterized. The transcript has 3 exons. Bases 1 to 960 code for a protein of 319 amino acids. NCBI's taxonomy places the organism in Eukaryota, Viridiplantae, Streptophyta, Magnoliopsida, Dioscoreales, Dioscoreaceae. The record is from RefSeq and is a predicted model, not a curated record.
AUGGGUUCCAUCACAGGCCACAGUGUUAAUACUAGUACUGUGAAUGAUUUCACUAACUUUGAUGCUAUUUUGGACACCGCGGCUGAGCUUUAUGGCAUCAAACGUGAAACCGUCCAAGGAGUAAUCCAGCUGAAAAGAGAGAUCUCGGCAAACACAGAGCUCUUGGCGUGUGUGCAAGUCCAGUUGAAGAGCACCAUGAGCACACUUCAUGCAAUGGGUCUCUUUCAACGUAACCUGCAUCAAGCCGGGGCCAUGGUUCUUCUCAUCUCGCGAGAUGAGGCUGUCCGUGUGGAGACCCUGGAGAGGAUUGAGUCCAUGAGUUGGAACUUCAUCUGCAGGCGCGCACUGGACAGUUUCAAGUGGGUAUGCCGCGAGCAUGACCAGCUGACUGUGAUAGAUGACCUUCGCCGGAGGAAACAUGAUCUCGAGGACAUGGUCAGCAGGAUCAAAACCAGGACCAACGCAUGGAACAUAGCCCAGUGGAUUGCCAAGUUCGGAGUCACUGUGCUCUCUGUGCUGAUCCCGGUGGCAGCAGGGGUGCAACCAGCUGCCACCGCCGCUAACAACGGAGCCGGCGGAAUGAUUGGGCUUCUUCAGCCGUUGGUUGACUCCCAUCUGGCUGGUCAACAGAGGUCGUGCGAGGUUGAGAUAGACCUCAAUGAAAAGAUUUUGAAUGAAGCUUGCUUCAUUUUUCAUAGGGUCAACAGCACCCAAGUUCUUGUGGAGCUGUUGGAGGAUCAGAUGGGUUUGUUGGCUCGGCAUGCCGAGUUCCUUGUUGUCGCUGGGGACGAUGAGGAUAUGACUGUGAGCAUGGCCAUGGAGCAUAUCAAACACAAGGCCGAAGACUUGGUGGUUACAAUUGAGAGAUUGGAAAAGGAGGUUGAUCGCAGCAGCGAGGAUCUCCGCAGGGCUGCGUUGACUCUACUUCAGACAGUCACUGACCAGGUUGAAAACUACUGAGAUGUGCAGGCUGGGAUUUCCAAUUAGU